This is a messenger RNA of Oncorhynchus tshawytscha (Chinook salmon), 1918 nucleotides long. RefSeq lists its product as uncharacterized. NCBI's taxonomy places the organism in Eukaryota, Metazoa, Chordata, Actinopteri, Salmoniformes, Salmonidae. The transcript is spliced from 6 exons. The coding region runs from base 720 to 1781 and encodes 353 amino acids. The record is from RefSeq and is a predicted model, not a curated record.
CCGCACACCAAUUUUAGCAGUUGUUUGCAGGCUGCAUAGCAACUGCGAUCAGUGCAUUGCAUUUUGACAGGCAGCAAUAAAUAUAAUAGGCUAUUGAAACCCACUCAAAUAACUUUAAAUGGGACGAAUGCUAUAGGCCUACUUUAAAACAAGUAUAAUUAAGGUUGUUGCAUGUAGGUUACAUUUCCCACAGUUCGGAAAGUGUGUUGUUUAAAAAGUUAAAAAUAAAAACCUUACAUUGAUGGCUUUUUGGAAAUCCAACCAGUUUUCCACGUUCAACUACAUUCAACUACAUCACAUUGCAUUUUUUUGUAGAAAUGACAUGUAAACAACGUUGAUUCAACCAGUUUUUGCGCAGUGGGGUAUUUCAGCUGUGAGGCUAUCAAUUUGUCAAGUUGCACACAUAAAAAUACCACAUAAAGCCAAGAACAACACCAUUGUUCUUUGAGUUGACCCCACCCCACCAUUUACCACCGCAAUAAAUAAACUUUGAUGGAGAGGGCUGGAGUGCUUUCUGUUGUCUGUAGCAACCGCGCACCUAUAGCCUAUUCUGCAAAACCAACUCGAGUUGGAGACGAGGCACAAAAAGUUAACCAUUGCCGUCGUACGCAGUGAAUGAACUUCAGCAUAGAGUAGCAUAAACUAUCGAGGAAGCAUUAAUAACGAAUAUAGUUGCUAUCAUCACCAUGUGACGUUUGCGACCGUUUUUAUCCUGGAGUAUGACAGAUACAAUGUCUAGACUGUCCUCGGUUGCUUCUCUUCGACUACCAGCCAUUCAGCACCCGUUAUCAAGACUCAUAGACCCAGAAACCCUCUCUCUCAGAGGCUACUCCAGAAAUUACGCUGGGAGUGACGAAGUUGUACCGCCGCUGUUGCGGGAUGUGGACCUCGACUUUGUUUUCCGAGGUCAAAACACAAGAAGGGCCACAGGUUAUCCUUAUGACAAGGCUCCGCCGAAGCAGAGCAGUUUCAGCCUGGUCUCGCAGCCAAUCCCCGAAGGAGUCGAAGUCUCAGUAGCCCUUGAUCCGGUUAAACCACGGCUGCCCAUCUUUGGUCAGCGGGUGGCACCAGAGAGCAGGGGGAGCCGAGUCACCAGCCUAACCAGUACCAUUAAAACCAGCAUCACCAGCCAAACCAAUACCAGCAGAACCAGUAUCCUUACCAGAACUACUACCGCAGCCUCCUGCCCUGAGGCCCAGCUCAGGAUCCAAGUGGACCAGCUUGAGCACGAGCUCAGGCAGAACAUUCAGUUGUUAGGACACUUGAACCUUCAACGAAUGUUCAAGAACAACCAUCCGGAGGGAAAAGCACUGGCCAACAGAGAUGUGUUGCUGAUGAUCCUCACCAAGUUUCUGGGCCGAUUCAUCACACUGCAGCAGUACAGCCAGUUGCUGCUCCGACUGCAUUUGUCGAAGAAGGCAGCCAUUAGCUUUGAGGAGCUGUGGGAGGCCAUAAGAGAGUCUGGAGCAGGUGGACCAGCCACUUGGUUUAACCCCACCCAGGAUCCCAGCACAGCCACUCCCCUUUCCCCAGCUAAAGUCACAGCCUCCCAGACCCUAUCCCUAUUGCGGGGACAGGCCCAGAACAGGUUCCUGAAGGUCAUAGAGUCACGUCCCACAGAGCUAGGCCUACAGAGGAUCAGUUUGAUUGUAGCUCCAGAGCUGAAGAGAUGUCUUGCACAGUUGGGCCUCAACUUAGAGGACCGGGAGUUUGAGAAGCUUUGGAAGAAGUGUGUUUCCCCCCUCAAAAUCUCUCUCUAUAUAUGUAUAAAUAAUUUAUGAAUAAUACGAUGUGGUACAUAAGUAAAGUAUGAUGAUUUUUGAAACGUUCAACAUUAUAUACUGCAUUUUCUGAAUUUAAGUAUGUGCAUCAGAGUUGGAGUCAAAUCAAAUAUAAGUCAAAUCAAAUUUCCCUAAAA